AUGGCGGAGGAGGAGGACAGCAGGACCGAGGCUGUGGCCCUCAGACACAGAUUUCAGAAUCUAAUCUCUGAAUUAAAAUCGAGUUCCCAGUCGCCGCUUGAUGCCUCCAAUAGCUUUUGUCAGGAUUUCUGUCAAGUUUUGAUGAAUCAUGGAAGUCAGUGGAAACCAGAUGAAGAUCCGGUGCCUCUUUUGGCAAUGUACACAGUAGCUAUAGUGUGUUAUGCUGAGGCAAGACCGUUCCUCUGCCCUGAGUGUGAACACGUGACAGAAGUGCUAGACAAGUUAUCAUGGAGCUGUCUAAAUCUUCUGCUGUCAUUCUCUGAACAGUUCCCAGGUGCCUUAUGGGAAAGGUUUCAAUCUUCUGUCAAGGUGGCUCAUGGCAUCUUUCAGGCACAUGGGAACUCACAGCUUCACACCCUGUUCAGUCUAGCAGAGUAUGGCGUGUGGACUGACACCACGCUGUGUAGCCUUCUCUCAAACAACAUGCCUGAUGUAGAGAAAGUUCAAGAGUUUUUAGUUCGAGAAGGCCCUGAACUGCUUCAUAUGCGUGUAAAGCACCUAAUCAAACAGAAACUUGUGGAAAAAGCUGCGAGGCUUGCAAGGACCUGCACAAAGUUUCCUGAAUUUGGAGGAAAGAAAAAUUUCAAACAAAUGUACCUUGUAUGUUUGUGUGAAAUUAAAUCACAACAAGAACUCAUGCAAGAGAUAAAGGAGAUAGACUGCAAAGAUGCUCUGGACAUGAUUUGUAAUUUGGAGUCAGAGGAAGACGAGAAAGGAGCUCUCAGUCUUUGUACAGCAUUCUUUAAGCGCCAGCUUCUCAGUGGGGAUGUUUACUGUGCCUGGGAGCUGACACUGUUUUGGAGUAAGCUUCUAAUUCGGCUAGAAUCAAAACCGGUCUUCUUGGAGCAGUGCAGACUGUUAUCACGCCUCUCUGGGAGUGUGUACCAUAUUCUGCUUCUCAUCAAAGUUAUUCAGGCUGAGGUUGGAAAAGAUGGACUUUCAGUGUGCAUCGAAAUGUGCAUUCAAGCACUAAAAAUUGGUGUUCAUGACAAAGAGGACUGCAAUAUCACUAUCUGCAAAACAAUCUCUUGUUUGCUGCCUUUAGACUUAGAAGUGAAACGGGCUUGUCAACUCACUGAAUUCCUGGUAAAUCCAUCAUUGGACUCUUUUUAUGCUGUUGAGACACUUUUUAAUGAACCUGACCAAAAGAUCGAGGAGGAGGAUCCACCAAUUGUGAACUCACUACGCUGUGACCUGUUGUUGGCCUUAAAGACAAAGUGGCCUUUUGAUCCGGAGUUCUGGGACUGGAAAACUCUAAAGCGUCAUUGCAUUGCUUUGAUGAGUCAGGAGGCAACGGCAAUAUUGUCUGCUGACAAACUUAGUGACAGUGAAGACAAUGAAGGCCAGGAUCCUGAUGAGAAUGAUUUUAGCAAUCUACAUUUAACCCAUAGUCCGACUUAUGAGCUCAGUGAAGUUGAAGCAGAACGAAAGAAGAAAAGAGAAAUGAAGAAGAUGAGAGAGAGGGGAUUUGUGUCUGCUCGAUUCCGUAACUGGCAAGCUUAUAUGCAGUAUUGUGUGUUGUGUGAUAAAGAAUUCCUAGGACACAGGAUUGUGAAGCAUGCAUUAAAGCAUGUCCAAGAUGGGAUUUUCCAUUGCCCAAUAUGUACCAAAACAUUUGAAACUAGGGCAAUUCUAGAGCCUCAUGUAGCAUCACAUGUGAAACAGUCAUGUAAGGAACGUCUUGCUGCUAUGAAUGCAACCAAGAAAGGUCCCAGUCUUGAUACCAAGUUGACAUCAGCUAGCAGUACCUUAAUACAAGACCGUUACAUUAAUACUGCUGUGCAAGUCAAACAAGGGAUAACAUUUAGCAGUAACAAUUUUUAUACUUUAAACAGCACUCCCAGCAAAAAUAAAAAAGGUAAAAUUAGGGCAUCAUCUCCAAGACAAGGUGAACCUGUUCGUGAUGUUAACAACACUAAAGACUGUUCAUGCCCCGUUUCAAGCUGUCAAAAAGUUUUUAAGUACUUCAGGAACUUGGUUGCACAUGUUAGGGCCCACAAAAAUGAACAGGAAGCAACACAUUUCCUAGAGAAACAGAGCAAGAAGGCUACCUGCCAGUAUUGUCACCGUCAGUUUGUAAAUGUGACUCAUCUUAAUGAUCACUUGCAAUUACAUCGUGGCGAGAAGCCAUAUUUUUGCUUUCAGUUGGGAUGUAAUUGCAGCUUUUCCUCUCAUACUGAACUUCUUGUGCACAGAAAAGAGCAUGCUGAAUUUCAGGCACAGUGUACGUAUCCAAACUGUGAGAAAGUAUUCAGCGAGAGGUACUUACUUUAUGAUCAUGAAGCACAGCACUACAUGGUCUUCUCCUGCAAACGUCAAAACUGUGGCAAGGCAUUCCGCACUCUUUCUGAGCUAGAUCUGCAUCAGAAAGAUCACGCAAAGCAGGACCACCCUGCGAUUGAGGAGGGCUCACAUUCUCAACUGCCAUCACCAGCUAAGACUUGUCUUGCCUUAGCACUGUCUCCAAAUAGCCAAAUAAAUAAAGUUUCACAAGAGCCUUGUCUAGUGAAAAUGAAAUGCUCAGUUAAGAGCAUGUUAGAUACUGUUAAAGGUUCAGCAGAAUGCACAGCUCCGUUGACAGCAAGCAAAAAUGAUUUCCAAAAAUCUGCCAUUGAGCCUGAUGUACCCAUAAAGCAAUUGCAUCUUAAACCUUGCUAUGUAAAACUGGAGCCUAUUCCAAUCAAGAGGGAAGAUCCUACAAUUUUAAAUGCGCUAAGGAAUGCUGACAGUUUUACUCAAUCGCUUUUGAAAGAUGAGAAGCUGUUUUCUUUCCCAAGUAGUAAGCCCAAAAUUUCCACAUUGAAAUCUUCUCCCUCUAUAACAGAGGUCAACAAUGAGGAAAGUCUGACUCAUAUAUGUCCAUUCGAAACCUGCACACGAAAAUACAGCACCUCAAAAAGUUUAUCAAGACAUGUUAAAAAUGUUCACGCAGAGGCCUUUGAAGAGUGGAAGCUGUCAAAGAAAUACAAGAGGAUUUCAAAAAUUGCUGCAAGAAAGGCCUCAUCUGAGGACACAAAUACUAGUUCCCGGAAAACGAAGAAAUGCCAUUCCAAACAAGCCUGUCAGCAUGAUGAGGGAAUUGAACAGACUAAAUUUCCUGACUCACUGAUUCAAAGUCCUGCCUCCAUUCUCUCUGGGCAUAACAGUAUGCAGCCCUUAAGUGCCAAGUUUUGCUCUCAGCUGGAAAGCACUCAAAGUGACACUGCAAUACCAAAUCAGACAGGACUGAUGCAAUUACCGAUAUCUCAGACAUGGGCAACACCUUCAACGGAUAACAUGGAUGCAGGUUUUUCAGUACAGAAUCAUUACCCUCCUAUGAUUUUGUCCGAGAACCACGCCAGCCCAUCAUACCAUUCUGGUGCAGUCUUAGAUUACGCUUCUGCCUCAUCUUAUGAAGGCAUCGCACAUGUGGAUGCCCACACACCAUCAAGUGUGAUGAACGAAGCCUCAAAAUAUGUGUCAAGCUCUCUUAGGGUACUUCAUGCCCUUAAUUGUGAUCAGACUUGUGACUUGUCACAGGCUGAAUCAGGUGUUGAUCUCGGAUACAAUCAGAUUGGACACAAACAUUCCAAUGAGAUUUCUCUCAGCACGAAUUUGUUGCAUACUGGACCUUUGCCGGGGCAGAAUUUCAGUCCAUAUUUUUCAACUUUCCCAUCAGAGCCAAGUCCCAUUUCAGUGCAGUCGCUGGGAAAUUCAAACAAAGAAAUGGGCACUGAUGCAUUAUUCUCAUCAGAAAUCAAAUGUAUGUCAAAUCUUGCAACCCCUUAUUUUAAGGAACAAUCAGAAGAUUUCGCCAUAUCAGCUUUUAAUGACGUCCCCCUGAUUGAUGAGACAAAUCCAAGAGAUUUUUGUAAUCCCGAAUUGUCACUCAAUGGAAAAGAAGGACUCCAUUUAGAUGAUCAGAUCAUUUCAAGUUCUUUGGAAACUACAAAAACCAAGAAAAUCAAAUCAUCUAAGAGAACAAAAUGGCCUGCCAUAAUACAGGAUGGGAAAGUAAUUUGCUGCAGGUGCUACAGAGAGUUCUCAAGUACAAAGUCACUUGGAGGACAUUUAUCAAAACGUUCCCAGUGCAAACCUGUUGAUGAAAUUGAUCUUACUGCUGAUUUACCGACAUCAUUUCUUGAUUUUCUGAAUGAUCCUGAUAUUUCAACAGUACAAAUGCCUUUGCCUACAAGUAACAUGCAUGACCAAAAUCAUGAAUCCUUCAUCGGUCCACCAUUAGAAUCAAAUAUCUUUAAUGCUAGCACUAUAACAAGCACAACAAACAUGCUUGGCACAAAUUGCAGCAUUCAGAACACUAAUAUGUCUACUCAAGACCCAUAUGAAAUUAUUCAAAAUUCCACUUUCUUCCACCCAUCUGUACCAGAGAAAGAUAUAGAAAUCAAACAUGAAGUUGAAAUCACGCCUACAAAUACAGGUGAAGAUGGCAAAAUUGUAGAAAUUGAAAUGGCAUUGGAACGUCUUGAUUUGGUCGAUAUACUCAAUCAGGACACAUUUGUAUCUGAGAGCAGUGACCUUCUGAGUUUAAGUUCUAAAACUGAAACCAGAAAUGAUAAUUGUCACACAAUUAAAGAUGACGAAGAAAAUGAGCAGAAAGUAAAUUUAAAGCCUUUCAGAUGUAAGGAAGGCUGUGUUUAUGGGGCAAUGACAAAAGAAGCCCUCUUUAAACACCUUUCCCGGGUACAUGAUUACAGUGAGGACAGGAUAAACGAAAUGAAGAAAAACCCUGACAAAUUAGCACCCUACAGCUGUCAUUUAUGUUCAAAGUCAUUUACCAGAACCACAGGCCUUAAAAUCCACUACAGAAAUGUCCAUCGUUUUUCAAAAGAAGAAUUGUCUUGCCUGAAAAUUGGUCUAGGCGGAAAAAAAAUCAGAAAAUCUACAGCAGAUUCAGAAGGCGUGAAAACCAGUCCCAUCAUUAAACAGGGAACUGACUCUUUACAUGUGCAGUUUCAUUCCCAAAUCAAUCCAAAAUUAACCAACACAUCUUUACAUUUAUCUGAAGAUGUGCAAGGAGAAGCUGCCAAUGCAGCAAGGAGAAAUGAGAGCCCUACUCAAGACUCCCUCAAAGUUUUCAGCCCUGAGACCUGCAGGACUUUGGAAGGAUCACAGAUAAAUUCAGUAUAUCUUGGUGUGCUUUCAGAUACUUUUGUAAAACCGCUGCAGAUCCCUUCUGUGAGCACAGAAAAUCAUGUUAGUGACCCAAAUGAGCCAGGUAUAUUUGCAAUGCAAGAGCUGAGUGGUGGAAGUCCCUAUGCCUUUGGCACAAGGAAUGCUCCAGACAAUGGUACCGAAGGUGCAACUACACAGUUGAAUGGACAAACUGAGACAAAUUCAAAUGUGGUGAUGGGCAACAUUGAUUCUGGUGAUUCAAGUGGUACACUGGGUUUGUACAGGCCAUACCGAUGUGUGAUUGAAGGAUGUAUGGCUGCCUUUUCAAUCGAACAAAAUCUUAUCCUCCAUUACAGGGUUAUGCAUCAGUCAGAUGAAAAAACCGCCAGUUCUAAAGAAGCUGAAAGGACUCUCCGAGUGCAGGAAUACAAAUGUCAAGUCAAAAAGUGCUCAAAAGUUGUGUCGAAGGUAACCAGUUUGUUGAAACACUAUCUUUUACUUCACAGAUGCACAUUGGAAAAAGCAAGUGCAUUGUUAUCUGGUGUUGAGGUUGGCACAUUUCAGUGUGACCAGUCAAAAUGUUCAGCUCACUUCACAUGUCAUUUGAAAUACAUUGAUCACAUCAAAAAUGAUCACAAGGCAAUAAAAGUUUCGGCAGACGGGGACUUUGAGAGCGUGGACCUCACAUUUCAGUGUAAAUUUGAAGGUUGCGACAGGGUUUAUACAACCAAGUCAAACCUUCUACGACAUCUUAUGAAGAAACAUCAUGUAACUUUUAAAACCAUGAAAAAAAAUGGGAACGAGGAUGAUGUUCAAUCAAGCAAGUUAAGCACAAGUGCAGAUCCUAAUGGAAAAGAGAAUACUGCAAAUAACAAUAUUAAAGUAAAGAGAACGAAUUCAAAACGGAAAUCGAACACACAAAACCAUUUGAUGACCUUUGUAAAGCCAGCCCUUAAAUCCGUUGAUGAAGCAUCUGCCAUGUGCAAUAAAACAUUUCCUCUACAGUACCCCUGCAUGAUUCAAAGUUGUGAUUCAGUUAUGAGUGCAGAGCAGACUAUAUUGAAACAUUAUACAACUCAUGGUCUCACAGAACAGUUCAUUGAGGAUCAGAGGGGCCAGUUUAUAUUUUGCAAGAAAAGCAGCGAUGAGACCAGGCCAGAUGGUACCUCAAAAGAUACGGAGAUGGAGCAAACAGUCCUUCGCAAAGAUCAAACAGAGAAUUCAGAGGUCAGUUUUCAAGACGUAGGCCCAGAAGGUCCUGCAGAAGUUCAGACUGCACCAGACAUUCAGACUGCGAAAGAUUCUGAGAUGGAGCAAACAGUCCUUCACGAAGACCAAACAGAGAAUUCAGAGGUCAGUUUUCAAGACGUAGGCCCAGAAGUUCCUGCAGAUGUUCUGGCUGCACCAGAUGUUCUAGUUCAUGAAAAUUCCACUGCCACAACCAUGCCGGUAGUCAAAAGGAAAAGGGGUCGUCCACGCAAGUCGGAAUGUAGAAACAAAAUCUCUCUAGAGAGGAAGCUAAGUCUUAGGAAAUGUAUGUUGAAAGUCUCAGGAUCUAUAUUGACCUCUUCUUACCAUAAAGAGAAGCAUGUAGAGAAAGAAGUUGCACUAAAACUUCACAGGCCUUCAAAAUUUGAGACAUCCGUCCUGAAGUUCAAUAGAGACUCUUCAGCCAAAAACUCUGCCAAGCGAAAAAUAAAUCCACGGCAUUGGAAAUCAAAGCAACAGCGGACACUUCAAACAAUCAUCCGAAAAAGAGGUGCAGUCAAAUGUAUUGUUAAUUUCAGAAAUCCCCUGAAGAUCAAGACUGUAAAGAAUGUUAAAAUUGUUAUGCAUGAAAACAUUUCCACAUGUUCUGAUCUUCUGCUAAAACAACUUCAAGACAUGCAGCCAAUGGUCAUCCUGAAGAAGUGGCUGCACAGUUGAUGUUUAGGUUAGAGACUGAUUUUUUUUAUUAUUAUUUUACAAGGCUUUGCACUCAGGACCACAUACUGUAUGUCACUGUACUGUUUGCUGCUGGCAAGUACAUCCAGUUACACUCUCACACAGGAGCGCCUUAAGGUACCUCAGGGCCCAUGGGCUCACCAUUCCACGGUUAUUCUGUGAACAUGCGCUACACAGACACUUGUUUAUAUCAGCAUCUCCCUGCUGAACACGGUUACAUGCACUCUCCUCCCGCGAACGUAGACAGGGGAGAAUAGGGUGACGGAUGCCGUGAAUGAGUUGUGGGCCCCUGGGAUUCAGCCCCUGUGUAAGCCCGUGCAUUAAUGCGCCCCUGCUUUCACACAUUUAUAGUAGUUUCAACAAAUUGUUUGUUACUAAAAUUUGAUUAGUGGUUAAAAUCUUUUGUACAACAUUUUAAAUUUUGAUGUUCCAUUAAGGUUGUGUCUAAAACCAUUUUGUAUUUCUGAAAAUCUCAGAUGAAAGAAAUAGAUGAAAUCAUUUUUAAAAAUGUACAAUUUUAUGUAGUAUAAAAAGGUAUGAAUGAUAUAUCCCUGUGGGAUUUGUAUCCUUUUUUGUUGUUGUAUAAAUAUUUAUUUUUAACUUAACAGUAGUGUAUUAAUAUACUUGUCUUCCAUCUAAUAUUCAAUUAAAAUAAAUCUGAAUGCUCAUGUAAAUUGUA
This is a messenger RNA of Xyrauchen texanus (razorback sucker), 7795 nucleotides long. RefSeq names its product zinc finger protein 292a (gene znf292a). Gene Ontology annotation, molecular function: DNA binding; DNA-binding transcription factor activity, RNA polymerase II-specific. The record is from RefSeq and is a predicted model, not a curated record. Bases 1 to 7098 code for a protein of 2365 amino acids. Gene Ontology annotation, biological process: regulation of transcription by RNA polymerase II. The transcript has 8 exons. Lineage: Eukaryota; Metazoa; Chordata; Actinopteri; Cypriniformes; Catostomidae. Gene Ontology annotation, cellular component: nucleus.